Closterium sp. Yama58-4 is the source of this 3123-nucleotide messenger RNA. NCBI's taxonomy places the organism in Eukaryota, Viridiplantae, Streptophyta, Zygnematophyceae, Desmidiales, Closteriaceae. The record is from the annotation of a GenBank genome assembly.
AUGGUGGUGAUUCAUGCAUGUGCUGGUGGUGUGCUUGCAUUCAUGUGUUUAGGUGCAAGAUGUCGCAUGAAGGCCAGCGCAUGCAUCAACGCCAUCACCUCCCAACCCAUCUCCCCUUUCACCCACAUUUCAUCCCACACAUCUUACUCCCCGUGGUCAUGUGUGGCCUUCCCGGUGCCACAUGGCGUGCCCACACAGCGUGCCCCCAUGCCUCGGCAGGUGCCGAGCAAUUACGAGACGGGCCUCAUCUUCCCCAUCGUGCAGUGCGCUGCUGAGCUGGCAGGUGUGGACUACCACAGCGCUAAUGACGACACCAAGCGCAUGCUCAAUGUCAACCCCUCGCUGCUGGCGCAGGUGUGCCCCACCACCAUGGCCCUGCUUCCGCUUGCCUCUGUUCGCCCUCCACCUUACCCUGCUCAGUUGUUUCUAUUUCUAGGCCGUAGACACUAUGCCGGGUCGGUGCUAGAUGCAUCUCAUCUCAUCUCAUCGCGUUGCGGGUGCACUGACCUCCACACCCUCCUGCACACCUCCGCCGUGCCGGUGCAGGUGAUAGGCGACCAUGCGACGGCGGUGGUGCAUCUCGUGGCGGACGGCGUGUCGCCCUCCAAUCUCAGCCGCGGCUACGUCAUGAUAGCCAUGAGCAAGGACAUCAACAGCAAUGUGAUAGAUCGUGCCGAGGGCGUGGUGGAGGAUCUGCGGUGCAAGGAGCGCCAGUGGGGGAAUGGGGUGAUAGCCAUGAGUGCGGACAUCAACAACAACGUGGGGGAGCGAGUAGAGCGGGUGGUGGAGGAGCUGCAGCGCGAGGAUGAGCGGUUUGUGGGCACGCUGGAGCGCGGCGAGAAGAUGCUCCACCUCCUGCUCUCCCAGGCACUCUCUGCCGCCAUUGAUAGCGCUGCUGAUGAUGCUGCCGCUGACGGUGCUGCUGCAGACGGUGCUGUUGCAGGAAGGGAGGGAGGGGAGGGGGGCGGGAGGCCAACGGGUGCGGUGUUGAGUGGGCGGGAUGCGUUUGUGCUGUACGACAUGUACGGGUUCCCCGUGGAGAUCACGGAGGAGGUAGCGAGAGAGAGGGGCGUGGCCGUGGACAUGGCUGGCUUUAAGCAACAGAUGACGGCACAGAGCAGGCAGUCCGGCGCACAGUGCCAUCAAGCUGGCUUGGGUGGGGCAGCAGCGGACCUGGCAGGGCAGGUGCCCGAGACCGAGUUCGUGGGCUACUCAUCCCUCGCGUCCUCCUCACCCGUGGUGGCGCUCGUGGUGGACUGCAAGGUGGUGGAGCACGCAGCAGCGGGGCAGGCGGUGGAUGUGGUGCUGGCGCGCACUCCCUUCUACGCCGAGGGGGGCGGCCAGAUUGGCGACUGGGGGCACAUGCGCGUGCUGCAGGGCACGCAAGGGGAGGGGGAGGGGGAGGGAGGGAGGGCGGUGGUGCGUGUGAGGGACGUGCAGCGGGCGGGGGGAGGGCUGUGGCUGCACCGGGGGAGGGCGCAGGUGAGGGGUGAGGGAAUGAGGGCGCAGGUGAGGGGUGAGGGAAUGAGGGCGCAGGUGAGGGGUGAGGGAAUGAGGGUGCAGGUGAGAGUGAGCGCAGAGGUGAGGGCUGAGGUCAAAUUAUGGUUCCAUUUUAAGUUCUCACCACAUGCCUCAUCCUCAUCCCUCCGCUCUGCUCCUCCCCGUGUCCCUUUCCCUCCCCUCCUCCAGGCGCACCACACAGCAACACAUCUCUUGCAAGCAGCACUGCGCGAGCAGCUGGGGCCGGACGUGGCGCAGGCGGGCAGUCUGGUGGCAUUCGAUCGCCUGCGCUUCGACUUCCACUUCCCACGCGCCCUCACGCCCAAAGAGCUCGCCACCGUGGAGUCGCGCGUGAACCGGCGGAUCGUCGCUGGCGCUGAUAUCACAGCUGCUGUCAUGCCCAUUGCCGACGCCAAGGCUGCCUGGGCGAUUGCGAUGUUUGGGGAGAAUUACGGUGACGAGGUGUGUGUGGGGGGAAGGGGAAGGGCAGGGAGAGGUUUUCGCAUGUGUGAAGGGGCUGGAGGGGCAUGGGCCGGACCAUCCCCGGUGGGAACCAAGUAUGGUGCUGGCGCCAUCGCGAUGUUUGGAGAGAAGUAUGUGCAUGGUAGUGAGCACGUGAGCCGACUCCAACACACCUAUCCCCCUCGCCCUCUCCUUCCUCCACUAUCCUCGCCCUCUCCUUCCUCCACUACCCUCGCCCUCUCCUUCCUUCAGUAUCCUCGCCCUCUCCUUCCUCCACUAUCCUCGCCCUUACAGGUGCGAGUGAUCGACGUGCCGGGCAUAAGCAUGGAGCUGUGUGGCGGCACGCAUGUCGGCAACACGGCGCACAUCCGCGCCUUCAAGCUGCUCUCCGAGGCGGGCAUGGCAGCGGGUGUGAGGCGCAUUGAGGCUGUGGCGGGGGAGGCAGCGGUGGAACUGCUGCACCAGUGGGACGGCGUCGUGAAGGCAUUCUCCUCCUCCCUCAAGGUUCGUCCAUGCCCGCCCUUUAGAUCCUCACUGCAUACCCACUCGUCUGCUGCGCUGGGAAUGCAGGUGAAGGCAGAGGAGGUGCUGGCGCGAGUGGCAUUGCUGCAGGAGGAGCUGCGAGCCGCCUCUUUCUGCAUGCACUCUCUGGAGAUUCACCACUUGUGCAUCCACCACUUCCCUUCUGUCUCACUUGUGCUCCUUAGUGUGUUGGUGGCGGAGCUGCCGGGGGUGACAUCAGAUGCCCUCAAGUCGGCCGCAGAGAGCCUCGCAGCUCAGUUGUCAGCGAGCAGUGAUGGCGGCAGUAGUGAGGAGGGCAAGGUGGCCAUUGUGGCUCUGCUCAGCCCCGCGGUGAGUGGUAGCUGUCUGCUGUGCGCUCAUGCUCACCUCAUGUUGUUCCUCCGCCACUUCCCACAAUCCCAUCCCUUUAUUCCGUGCAAGCUAGCAGUCUCUGGACUAACACCCACUCAUUCUCGCCAUCCCUUGUCUUGCCUGCUCCCACCCAAUUGUCUGCUUCCUCUCGCUCCACCCACGUGUCCCCCUUUCCCUCCCCGUCGUGUCCCGCAGGUGGUGAAGGCGGGCGUGAAUGUGGGCAAGCUAGCGGGCACCAUGGCACGUGUGUGUGGGGGAGGGGGAGGGGGGCGCCCCAAUGUCACGUAG